Messenger RNA from Strongylocentrotus purpuratus (purple sea urchin), 3639 nucleotides. RefSeq names its product G-protein coupled receptor moody-like. Bases 21 to 1220 code for a protein of 399 amino acids. Gene Ontology annotation, biological process: G protein-coupled receptor signaling pathway. The record is from RefSeq and is a predicted model, not a curated record. Gene Ontology annotation, cellular component: membrane. NCBI's taxonomy places the organism in Eukaryota, Metazoa, Echinodermata, Echinoidea, Camarodonta, Strongylocentrotidae. Gene Ontology annotation, molecular function: G protein-coupled receptor activity. The transcript has 3 exons.
UAUUCUGAGACGUGUUCACCAUGUUUGAUUUUGUAAACACUUCCUCCGUGCCGCAAGAGGAGGAGGACAUGGAGCUCGAUGUGGAGAGCCUGGGUGCUCGAAAAAGCCUGGCGGGAUGGUUGGGCUCCAUUGCUGUCUUGGGUUUCUGCGGGAACUCCCUCGUCGUUCUCUCCGUCAUCCUGUACCCGAAGCUGCGUACGAUCACCAAUGUAUACAUCACCAGCCUUGCAUGUAGCGAUAUCCUCUUGAGUUCAACCAUACCCUGGAUCAUCGUUGGGUUGGUAUCUACCCGGGGUUGGCCGCUACCGAAUGAGACCUGUAUCUUGGUGGCUGUACUGCGGUUCACCUGCAGCGGUAGCAGCGUGUGGCAUCUUGUUGCUAUUGGUUUCAACCGCAUGUUUCUCAUCACCACUUCAAAUGCAACGUAUACAAAGAUAUACAGCCGUGUUAACACAGGCAUCAUUCUCUUCUUCACCUGGCUGAUCCCUUUCUCUGUCAUCAUCUUGCCUUACGCUAUCGGUGCAACGGAUCUGGGCUAUGAUAAUGGACCUCAUCUCUGCAGUGAUCUGGAGGAUAGGCCAGACGGAACGGAGAACCUCAUACACACCUAUUUGGCUGGCACUUUCUUAACUGCUGUACCAUUGUUCAUCGUAUUAUGCGUAUACCUACGCAUCUACAUACAUAUUAAACUGCACGUGAGGAAGCAAAAUGCAUGGUCCUCUGAGCAGCAGCAACAGCAGAAGGAUACUGCGGUAGCCACCGUUAGUUCGACCGUGCAAGGCGCGGGAUCAAGCGACAAGGAAAGCGGUAACAACAAGGAAAGUGGUGGUGGGAGCAACGCAGAUGGUACUGAAGGCCAAGGCAACUCAGCAAAUGAAAAGAACACACGGAAUCCCACCGCUGCCGCCAAAAAGCCACCAGCUAAGAAAGGCAACGAUCUGGAGACCCGCAUCACCAAGAACACAUUCUACGUUGUCAUUGGGUUCAUCGUGUGUAUUGUCCCAUACGGCUUCAACGUUCUCACCAAAAUCGGGCCUGACGGUACACCUUUAGGUCAAGCUUUCCUCCUGUUCAACAUAUGCAUGAACCCGAUAAUCUACGGCACCAAGCAUCCGCAUUUCAGGGCCGCCAUCAGAAAUAUCUUCACGGGACGAGUUUCGGGUCCACUCGUCACGUCUAAUACAGUUGCGCCUGUCAGCCACACUCAAGGGACCACUUGAUUAUCCACUUAAGGCAUUUCUAUUUGUGUCUUGUCGUGCCCAACGUCUGACCAUAAGCCAGUACACCAUUACAAAAAAAAAAAUCGAAGUUUUAAAUGGGCCGAGGUGUGACCAUUCUUUCAAACGUUCAUGGCAUUUAUUAUGUUAAAUGAACCCCUAAAAAAUGCUAGAUCCGGCAAUAUAAAGGUUGAAUCUAAUAUGUGCAAGGUGUUUAUUUUUCAUUUUGAAAGUGCUGUCACUCCUCGACCCUUUUUUUAAUGCUCGUUUAACAUUUGUAUAAUAUACUUGCACUUUCUAUAAUGUAAAUUUACAUGUGUGGACCUUCUAAGCGCCAUUUGCUCAUAAUUUCAAAGUAUAUUUUAAAAGCUUAUCUGAAAUGUUCAAACGUUCAUGGCAUUAAUUAUUCAAAUAGUAAUCAUUCCCAUUCUGCAUUAAAAAAAUUAUUUGAUGUUUUGCAGAGAAUGCAUCUGCCUUUAAAAAAGCUUUAUCUUGUGAUUAUAAACACUGAUAUCUUGAUAUUUACUACAGUAAAAGGGGACAAAAAUGAAAGGGCUUGACAAAAUCAUAUAACUUCUAAAAGAUUCUAUUGUCCUAGUACUGAACCCUAUUUCAUAAAACUUAUUGUUCAUACAACUUAUUAUUGAUAAUUGAUUUAAUCAAUGAAAUCCUUGAAUUCGAUUGACUGGGAGGAAAUUCAUCGUAUAUCUAACAAUUGGUUAUUUGACAUUCAUCAAUUUCUGUUUUUCACGCAUCAAGUGACAUUUUGUGUCCAUUUUGUACAGAAAUAAUCUGUACCGUAAAUGAGAAUGUAAUCUGAAGACGCGAAGAUCCGAUGGAAAGAAUUAAGCCAACAGAGAAUGCAGUCUCCGAUGUGACUACGUCUUUUUCUGUCGUCACCCCUUCAUUAUUGCAAGAAAUAGUGGAAACAGACACAUUAAGAGAGAAUAUCAAAAUUUUACUCUUGCUUUCCUCAAACAUCCCUUUACAAUAUAUCGUACUACAUAAAAUGAUAUUUCAUUUACAAUAAUAGAUACCCGAACCUGUUAAAAAAUGGAAUGGAGCCCAAAACCCAAAAGUGAAGGAAGAAAAACAGGUAGAAAUGAAAAGAACUAAUUUAGAUAAAAGUGCAUUUCCAAAAGAAUUCACAAUUAUCCUUCAGUUGAAAGUAUAAUCAGUAUUAUCGAAAAAAGCCCCUGGAAAUUCGUCAGCCUUAUAUUAUAAUUAUAAGCCUACAGUUUUAUUUAUAUCGCCCAGAUUUUGCUUGGUUUGUCAAGUAUAAUUAUGUUUUUAGAAAGAGUGAACGUAUAAUUAUAGCCAAUUCAAGGGCUUUUGCACUAUAAUCACAAUACAUGUUUAUUUUAUCGAGAACGUUGAUGUUUUAUUGAUUUGUAAUUUGCAUGUCAGUCCUUGAUUUUACUUCGGCCUAAUGAGACAUUUAUACACGUAUAGUGCAUAGACGAGGUCACGUUUACUCAAUAUAACAGCGUCUAUGUUCUACCAAGGAUAUAGAUGUUUAUAUUCAAUUAUCAUUCGGAUACAGAAGCACUUUCAUUUUGUCACAUAAUGAAAUAAUAAUGACUUUUUAUAUAGUGCAAAUCCCGAGCUUCUGAAUAAAUUACGUAAUUGAUUCUGAUCGCACGGGGGAGGUAAUCCUUUCAAUAAUUAUGUAGGACACAGUAGGUCACAAUGAUAUACAAAAAUGAACGGAGCUUUUGCAUGAAUCAAGGGGUGAAAUAUAGAUUAAGGGAAAGGGUCCUUUAAAAAGGUCUUGUAACAAUCACUCAGGUAAUCACGUUUCGAGUACUUUCGUAGAACACACUAUCUGACGAUAACCAAUAGUAACCAAGAGUACAUGUAAACUAAUAUAAAAAGAGUAAAUAUACAAAAUAUACGAAUAGUUUCAAUAACAAGCACUUGUACUUUUUUAAGUGGUAAAGUCUAGGGUUCAUUAAGUACGAAAAGAGUUACGUCAUGUACUCGCACAAAAUGUGAGUGUUCGUGAUUUACCGGCCUGUAAAAGAAACCCCGAAGUGUCGACCCUACCCUUCGAAGAUUAGAUAGCUUGGAUCUAAAACAUGUUACAUGAGUGAUUGUUAUAAGCCGGUCACAACGAUCUACAAAAUAAAACUACAGUGCUUUUGCAUGAGGGAUGAAUUACAGAUCAAGGGAAAUUAAAGAUCAUUCAGAAGGUGGUGAUAUCUCAUUCCGUUAACAGUGUAUACAAAAGAAAAUCUGUUUCAGUUUCAGUUUACUUUACAUAUCAAGAUGAAACUACUUUCAUUCUUAAUACCCACAUGUUUGUUGACACAAAAUCAAAUUACACAAUUGCAAUCUUAGGCUAGCCAGUAAUGAUUUAACAUAAAUACAUGUAUGUGUCAUAGGCUCUUGAUAUAAAGACGUUUGCAUCGAUUCUGUCUAA